This is a messenger RNA of Magnolia sinica, 1895 nucleotides long. Its product is annotated as phospho-2-dehydro-3-deoxyheptonate aldolase 1, chloroplastic-like. The transcript is spliced from 5 exons. The record is from RefSeq and is a predicted model, not a curated record. Bases 110 to 1735 code for a protein of 541 amino acids. Lineage: Eukaryota; Viridiplantae; Streptophyta; Magnoliopsida; Magnoliales; Magnoliaceae. Gene Ontology annotation, biological process: aromatic amino acid biosynthetic process. Gene Ontology annotation, molecular function: 3-deoxy-7-phosphoheptulonate synthase activity.
UCUUCUCACCCUUCUUAGGGCAUUUUCUCUCUCCCUCUCCCUCUCCCUCUCUCUCAAAGAAGAGAAAGAAGGACCGAAGAAGGAGAAGGAACUAAAAAGAAGAGAAGAAAUGGCAAUGUCAAGCACCUCCUCUCUCUCAACAAAAGCCCCUUUUCAAACCAACCACUCCUCUAUUUUCCCAUCUUCCAAAACCCACCAACCCUCUCUCCCUCUCCUCCCCACCAAACCCCUCAAGCCCAUCUCAGCCGUCCAUGCUGCUGAUGCCCCCAAGAACCCCAUUGUCGCCGACAAGCCCUCCUCCAAGGUAUCCCCACCGCUGCCGUCAUCCCCAUCGAUCCCCACCAAAUGGGCCGUCGACAGCUGGAAAUCCAAGAAGGCCCUUCAGCUCCCAGAAUACCCUAAUCAGAAUGAUCUCGAUUCCGUUCUCCGGACCUUAGAGGCCUUCCCUCCGAUCGUCUUUGCCGGUGAGGCCCGCCAUCUGGAGGAUCGCCUUGCCGAUGCUGCCAUGGGGAAGGCCUUCCUGCUACAAGGCGGAGACUGCGCCGAGAGCUUCAAGGAAUUCAAUGCCAACAACAUCCGGGACACCUUCCGAAUCCUGCUCCAGAUGGGAGUCGUCCUCAUGUUCGGUGGACAAAUGCCCGUCAUCAAGGUGGGGCGAAUGGCGGGUCAAUUUGCGAAGCCACGAUCUGAUCCGUUCGAGGAGAAGAACGGUGUGAAGCUUCCCAGUUACAGGGGUGACAAUGUCAAUGGCGAUGCCUUUGAUGAGAAGUCCAGAAUUCCUGACCCGCAGCGGAUGAUCCGUGCCUACUGCCAGGCUGCGGCCACGCUCAAUCUCCUGCGGGCCUUCGCCACCGGAGGGUACGCCGCCAUGCAGAGGGUCACUCAGUGGAAUCUUGAUUUCACAGAGCAUAGUGAGCAGGGAGACAGGUACAGGGAGCUGGCUCACCGGGUUGACGAGGCAUUGGGGUUUAUGUCCGCUGCUGGGCUGACAGUGGACCACCCAAUCAUGACCACAACGGAAUUCUGGACUUCUCACGAGUGCCUGCUGUUGCCUUACGAGCAGUCACUCACCAGGGAGGACUCGACAUCGGGGCUGUACUAUGAUUGUUCAGCUCACAUGCUCUGGGUCGGGGAACGCACUCGGCAACUCGACGGGGCCCAUGUUGAGUUCCUCAAAGGUGUUGCCAACCCUCUUGGCAUCAAGGUGAGUGAUAAGAUGAACCCCAACGACCUGGUGAAGCUGAUCGAGAUCUUGAAUCCUCAGAACAAAGCAGGGAGGAUAACUGUGAUUGCUAGGAUGGGAGCGGAGAACAUGAGAGUGAAGCUUCCGCAUCUGAUCAGAGCUGUUCGUCACGCGGGGCAGAUUGUCACCUGGGUCAGCGAUCCCAUGCACGGAAACACCAUCAAGGCUCCUUGUGGUCUCAAAACUCGCCCAUUCGAUGCAAUUCGGGCUGAGGUACGGGCCUUCUUCGAUGUGCACGAGCAAGAAGGGAGCCACCCGGGAGGCGUCCAUCUUGAGAUGACGGGCCAAAAUGUGACGGAGUGCAUUGGGGGGUCCCGGACUGUGACCUUUGAUGACCUGAGCUCACGGUACCACACACACUGCGACCCAAGGCUCAAUGCCUCCCAGUCCCUUGAGCUUGCCUUCAUCAUUGCUGAGCGACUGAGAAAGAGAAGGAUCACAUCGCAGCAGGCCGACCUGCAGUUGGACCCCAUGGCCGCAUUGGGGCUCUAAGGAGAGAAAGUUGCCACCUCUGCUACCCUAUUAUUGGUGUUUUUGGUUUCCUUGUUUGGAGGCUUUUAAAUAUUUAUUAGAACCUUAUCUUUGUUGGGUUUUAUAUUUAUGUUAUGUAUACUCGAAGAAAUGUGGUUGAGAGCUUCGGAGUUUGAAUAAA